GCCUUUGCGCUCCCGCGGCAAAGAUGGCGGCGCUGAGGGGAGGAGGCGCGCCAUGGCGGCGGGGCUGGCUGCCCGCCUUGCAGCUCGUCCGCCACGGCUCCAAGGCGGUCACCCGGCACUGGAAGGCCAUGCACUUCCAGCGCCAGAAGCUGAUGGCCGUGACCGAAUACCUGGCUCCGCGACCGGCCAUCCCACCGCGCUGCCUGGCCCCCAGAAAAGAGAAAGUCGAGGAGGACAACGGUUACGCCCGGCUGUUACGGCGGCAGGUGGAGGAGGUGUUCCGGGACAAUCGGAUGAUUGCCGUGUGUCAGUACAACUCCAUGCCUGGUGAGGACAUGGUGCUGAUGAAACACUACCUCCGCAAACACAACAUUGAGGUCAAAUUCGUCCUGAACGAGGUAGGGACAGAGCUGCUGGGGCAGAUCCCGCUGUGGCUGGGGUGGGGGAAGGCACAUGAGUGCUGGGAACGACCACGUGGUGCCUGUUGGGGUGGAAAGCUGCAUUUUAAGAGCUGUCUCCCCCAGAUUAUCAGACCCAUGCUGUCACAGUCCAAGUACAAGAAUCUCCUCCCUCUCUUUGUGGCGCGCAAUAUCCUGCUGGUGAGCCCGGAAACGAAGGUGAAGGAGAUGCUGCGGGUGCUGAAAGGAGUGCCGCAGAUCAACCUUCUGGGCGCCUGCAUCGACAGCACCAUCCUGAGCAGGCAGGGAGUGGAGAACUUCGCCAAGCUGCCCUCGCUGGAGGCCUCCCAGGGGCAGAUGGUGGGUGCCCUGGCCCUCCUGCCCUCCCAGACGUCCUCCCUGCUCCAGGGCGGCUCCGCACACCUCACGGCUCUCCUGGAUGAGCACAUCCGCCGGCUGCAGGCUGGGGAGAUGGGAAGCCCGGAUGAGUCCGCUCCUGCCCAGAGCUUGGGGGCUCACUGACACUGGCCCCCCCUGGGCCCUGUGUGUUGGCCAGGAGUCUGCUCCUUCACCGGCUGCGGUCGGGCAGGGGGGGUGGGUCAGGGAUCGAAGGUUUGGCCCCGGGUGGGCAGCCAGCGGUGGGACUGAGGGUCCUGCCGCAUCACCAGCCUCUUCGGGGAGCCCUGGCCCUUCCCUUUGCUCCCCGCACCCAUGGCACCUGAGAAUGUCCCGGCUGCAUUUUGGAUGCUGUGGAGCCGCAGUCGGAGGCUCGCUGGGAUCAGCUGGAGGAGGCAGAGCGUGGCGGGGAGGAUGUCGGGUGCUCCAAGCCGCCGCGCCCUCUGGAACGGGGUCAGCGAUGGGGAGUCUGGCAGCGCUGACCGAGCUGUG
Messenger RNA from Haliaeetus leucocephalus (bald eagle), 1286 nucleotides. It is a transcript of the gene MRPL10, whose product is annotated as mitochondrial ribosomal protein L10. Gene Ontology annotation, cellular component: mitochondrial large ribosomal subunit. Lineage: Eukaryota; Metazoa; Chordata; Aves; Accipitriformes; Accipitridae. The record is from RefSeq and is a predicted model, not a curated record. Gene Ontology annotation, biological process: translation. The coding region runs from base 24 to 920 and encodes 298 amino acids. Gene Ontology annotation, molecular function: structural constituent of ribosome. The transcript has 4 exons.